AUGGAGUUCCUCUCUAUAAAGCCUACACCUGAAAGACCUUUCUCAGUUGACAGUUUGCCAGAUCAGUAGAUGGUGUAACCGGCACCCUGUUCUUUCAGGCAGCCCUCUUCUCGGAGGCGAACUUUACCGAGAGCUGCGAUGUCGACAUCGACUCGUGAUAAUUCGUGCGCAACGAGAGCGGGGCGGCGUUGUGUAUGACCGUUGUCGGCUUUGUCGAGCAUGGUCCUAAUGUUCCAGCAUGCGACUUUCAAGCCCUUGUAGUCCUUCGGUAAGGAUUUCCUUUGUUUCCUUCCACUUGACUUAUGAUUUGAUUCUGUUUCUAUUCGGCCGCUUGAGAAGAUGCCCGUUGACGGCGGCCAAGUGGGUAUAGAGGAGACGAGCUUAACCACCUGUAUUCAGGAUUGAGACUGCUGCUUCCAGUGACAUCUUCCACCUGCCGUUUUCGCCCCUUUCCCAUCGCUAAAGGACUUGGUGGUUGUGGUCGUAGACAUGGACCUGGACAAGUCCUUUGGCCUGCGCUGCGGAGUUUUUAGGUGGAGUACAGUGCGCGCAAACUGGCCCCACCCUUUACAGCCGAAGUUCAUCCGUCAUGGCCUAGCAAGCUGCGACGGUGGCAGCGAAAUCGACGGGUCGUAGGUUUUACAUCAGAGUUUCCCUCUCCUAGGCGGGUAGCCGACCAACGCUGACGAUUAAUAUCGUUGACUUUAUUUGACCUUUCAGUACUACUAUUACUUUCAUUAUUUCCAUCCAAUUCAGCAGAAUUGGCAACAAGAGAGUUUAACUCUUGGCUGCUUGUAAAACAAAUAUUGAAAUUAGGGCUUGGAGCAGAUUACUCCUUUUGGCAGGUGAGCCCUUGUCUUCCCUACUGCUUUAGAGGCUCUUUGGUUGGACUCCGUAUCAGAAGAAUCACCACUGAGAGGGACUAAGUCCUGCAGAAUCGACUGACUCUGCAGUAGAUCGAGCUCGUUAUCCUUAAGAAGCUGAGAGUCAGAAGAAUCACGAGAGACACUGGCCUCCGCAGACUGCGAAGAUGAGGCCAGGGGCGGAAAAUGUGGAGAGGCGAAGAUAACACGGACGACCUCGUACGCAACCUGGACAGUCUUGACGUCAAGGUCGGCGAAAACCCGAAGAACUUCGGUCAUGAUCUCGUCCUUGGUUUUGUCAGCCAGCUUGCGGCCGACCUGCAAACUAAUGGUUUUUGGUAGGCGCAUGAUAACAAAAGCGAAGAAGCGAAAAGGCAAAAGCGGAAAAGCCAAAAGCCAAACAAAAAAGGGAAAGAAAGAAGGAUGAUUAGAGUCGAGAGACGCUAAUCCACACAGCAAAAAUGAAAAUAUAACUAUCGGUGGUAGAAGGAAACCAAUUGUAAGAAAAUAAACAAUUAAUGUCGAAGACACCAAUUGAAACCACAAAAUACACAAAAAGCUACAUUAGAGUCCAAAGGACACCAGUCUACAAUAAAGAAGCAAUUAGUGGUAGGAAGACUCUAAUUGCAAGAAAAAAUAUGCAAUUGGCGUGAAAACGCUAACUGCCAGAGCGGAGGACUAAGUAAUUUGUGCCCAAAAGACGCCAAGAAACUUGCGACACAAAUUAAAAGCUAUAUACAGCACAGCAAAAACAACUACCAAGCUAGAAAAAUUAAGUAAGAGAAAAAAUAAGAAAAGGAAAAAACCUACUAAAAGUUAAGCCCUGACGGAGGUGGAACCAAAAGUGAGGGGCGUCCAUAUCCACUCAGGAGAGAAAACGGAUAAAAGCCCAAAACCACUCACCAAGCGUGACCCAGUUGGACAGACUACCAAGUAAUUAAGAGGCAACAUAGGAAACCAGGAACAAACAGUAGCGGCUGUCCAAAAGGUAACACACACGCCUCGAAAGUCGCAUCAAUACUCACCGCAAGGACGAGCCGAAUCUAUUCCCAAUCGGGUAGAAUUCUGCUCCGCGAGCCUGGGGAAAAAACGGGGAACGGCAGUUUUCACACGACAUGCGCGGCGAAGGCGCGAGGCUGCUCUUUGGAAUAUACAUUUAAUUAUCCAGAGUAUUGUACACCAUGGCAGAAGUUGAACAGGCCAACUAAAUUGCUUUGUUAAGUUUGAUCCUUUAAUGUUUAUUUCAGCAUUGUGAAAACAAUGUACAGAAACAAUUAUUGCCUUUGCUUGUGGCUGGAAUAAAAAGCAGAAUGAUUUGCUACCUUGCUUUAACUGAGAUGUUUGAAGGAAGUGUAAUAAUAUAGCAUAAACUGUGUCACUUUAGCCACACACGUUUAAUAACUUGCAUUUAAUCAUCUAAUCAACGGACCCUACAAUCUUCAGCUGAAAAUUUCCAAACCGUCAUGAAAACAACAGAUGGUAGAGAUAAAUACAUUCUAGAUAAACAAAGAGUUGAAACGGAUGACAAAGACAGAGAAGAGACAUUGAAAGACACACCUAUAUCAAGAAACAACAUAAAUGAAUUAAGUCAACAGAUACUAUUUCCGAGGGAAGAUGAAAAUAAGGAGAAGGCUAAAAUCACUGUUUACACAAUAGAAGAGGCAAUGACAACUAACAAAGAGCGCAUGCCCGUAAGUGUUUAGUGUGGAUCAAAGACCGGACCCGGGAGACGGCGGAAAUCGAACCUUUAAUAAGGCGGGAUCCUUUUAUAUACUAGAUAUUUUUGGCGCUUUAGUCAUGUUGUUACUUCCCUUUACUUUUGACUAAUAUCUUGGGUUAGACUUCCUAACUUAGCAAUAGUGAGCUUAAGCAACAAAGACGGCGGUGUUUACGAAAACAUCAUUUCCUUCAAAUAUUAUCGCACUUAUUCCAACCGAACACUUUGAAUUUGUCAAAUGUUGGCAAAUUUGUUCUGGGGUUAAAUUCUAAAAGACUCACUGUAUCGAAUUUAAGGACAAUGAAAAGAAAGUCGUUGUCUUGUGUUGACGUUGUCCACAAAAGAGAACUUAAGCCGCAUUUUCACGUUGCAGUCUUUCUGUGACGGCAAAGAAAUGUACAAAAAAACGUAAUGCGCGUACAAAGUUGUUUUGCCAAUGUAAGCCUAUUAGUAUUGAUUUUUGCCGUUCUCGUUGCCGUUAAUGUCGUCGUAGUCGUUUCUUAAGUUCCCUGUUGUUCAUAAACGUGUUUGAAAAGGACGUUAACAAGACGACUUUUUUGUUUAAAAGAAAUUCACGUCCUUUACAAAACCCGUGAAAUUAGACACUUAGUCAAUGUACAAGAAACCGUGAUGUACGUGCUAAAUUGUUGUUUUGUUAAUCUAAAGGCCCUCUCCACAUAAUGCGUUUUCAAAAGUAUGCGUUUUCGUUGUCAUCGACAACGCGUCGAUUGAUUUGCGUCCACACUAACAUUUUGAAGCGUUUUCUAAUCUCCCUAUGAAGAAGUUCGAAAACGACAGAGUUGAACUUUGAGAAGUAACUUUUGAACCAUAUGCGCAUCCUACAAUCACACGCCUGCCAUAUUUCGUCUGUCUCUGAAGGCGUAUUCUAAUUAUUGUUUCAGGACCCUAAAGAGGGCUUUCUUAAGUUAAAUUCGGCUUCAGGAGAAGAGAGUGGCAGAUACACGGUGACUCAGACUAGAAGAAUCAUCACAAAUUCAGGAGCACAAGUUAGUUCCACUACUAACGAGGAAAUAUCUUAUUUUCUUAUCAGCUUCUAUAUAUACCAGAUUCCCUCUUUAAUUAACGCCCUUAAGAAGAAAUAACACUAAUGAUACAUUAAUCUAUUCAAAGUAACAUACUAAGGCCUAAAGAAUCAAGUCAGACGUAGAAGAGGCCAACUAAAUUCCUUUGCUAACUUCGUUAACCAAGUUCGAUCCCUUUGACAUUUAACUUAGCAUUGUGAAAAGAAUUCACAGAAACCUGUGCCUCUACUUGUGACUGGGAUAAAAAGCAGGUCUUCCUUUCCAAAAUGUUUUGCUUCGGCCUUAGUUUAACUGAGACGUUUGAGGCAAGCUUAAUAAUAUAGAAUUAACUGUGUCAAUUUAGCCACACACAUUUAAUAACUUACAUUUUUUAAUCAAUAGACCCCACAAUCUUCAGCUGAAUAUUCCCAAACCGUCAUGAAAACAACAGAUGGUAGAGAUAAAGACAUUCUAGAUAAACAAGGAGUUGAAACGGAUGCCAAAGACAGAGAAGAGUCAUUGAAAGAUACACCUAUAUCAAGGAACAGCGUAAAAGAAAGUCAGCAAACACUAUUUCCGAGGGAAGAACAAGAUAAGCGGAAGGCUAAAAUCACUCUUCACACAAUAGAAGAGGCACUAACAACCAACGAAGAGCGCACGCCC
Molecule: messenger RNA, 4265 nt
Organism: Porites evermanni
Lineage: Eukaryota; Metazoa; Cnidaria; Anthozoa; Scleractinia; Poritidae
Source: the annotation of a GenBank genome assembly